AGGUUUAUGAAUCACAGGGUCCCACCCAACCGAAGGUACCAACCAACCGAGUAUGAACAUGCAGCCAACUGUGCCACCCAUGCGUUUUGGAUCGUCCCAAGCAUCCUAGGCAGUUCAGUUCUCUACAUCCUGUCUGACAAUCAGUGGGAGACAAUUUCUGCAUGGAUCUAUGGCUCUGGGUUGUCAGGACUCUUCAUUGUAUCCACCACUUUUCAUACCAUCUCUUGGAAGAAACGGCAUUUAAGGACUGUAGAGCACUGCCUACACAUGUUCGACCGAAUGGUAAUUUAUUUCUUCAUUGCAGCUUCCUACGCUCCUUGGCUCAACCUGCGGGAGUUGGGUCCUUGGGCAUCCCACAUGCGCUGGAUCAUCUGGAUCAUGGCCUCGGUUGGGACGGUCUACGUCUUCUUUUUCCAUGAACGGUACAAGCUGGUGGAACUGCUUUGUUACCUGGCAAUGGGCUUUUUCCCUGCUGUGGUCAUUCUCUCCAUGCCCAACACUGAAGGUCUGCUGGAGCUGGUGGCUGGUGGCAUUUUCUACUGCUUGGGCACCAUCUUCUUCAAGAGCGAUGGACGCAUCCCCUUCGCCCACGCCAUCUGGCAUCUCUUUGUGGCUUUUGGAGCUGGUACCCAUUAUUAUGCUAUUUGGAGGUACCUCUAUCGGCCCGAUGCGGUUGAGUCUAAAACUUCCAGAUAGACAGUUGCCUUAAGGAUUCAAAGAUGCAGGGUUCAGGGAGAGGAGAUCCUUCCUUCCCUCUUUUUGUCUCUUCUGGAAGGUUGAUCCUGCUCUUCCACAUUCUUCAGGACUUCCAAGGGGAGAUGGUGGUUCUUACAAUGGACUUCUUGCCCAAUCUUGCCCAGGCCCAAAAUGUUGAAGGUGCAAAGU
Python bivittatus (Burmese python) is the source of this 885-nucleotide messenger RNA. Lineage: Eukaryota; Metazoa; Chordata; Lepidosauria; Squamata; Pythonidae. The record is from RefSeq and is a predicted model, not a curated record.